AUGGAAAUCGAAAAUUACGAUUUAUUCAAUGAAGAUUAUUCGAAUUUCCGCUCCUCGUUUCCUAACGAGAAUAAUAAACUGAAUAGUGCACAAAUAUCAAUGAUAACUGAAAAUCAAAGCACGGAAAAUUAUUUGAAAGAAUUUGAUUGUUUUUAUACGGAAAUUAUGUCAAAAGUAAAAGGCAUAAGAAAUACUCCGGCUUUAAAUCAACUCCCGUUUCCGGAAGACAUAGAUAUAGACGAAGAUAAAUGGUGUAGGAACGCAAAAUACACUCCCGAGGUAAAAGAGCAACUAGAGUUUAUCAAAAAAAUGGAUAGUGAAAUUGAUUCAGUUAUAAAUCAAUAUAAAAUUGAGAAAGAACAAAGAUUACAGACACAAUAUGAAAUGUAUAACGAAAUAACCAAAAAUGGGAUGCCACCCGAAAAAGAAGCAGAUUUAUUUGUAAAUCUAUGCCGUUUUGAAUUCACAGAAUCAAAUAACGAACAAAAUGAAAAAAAUCCAGAUAAAAACAAGAAGAAAAAGAGAGAUUAUAACGUAAAAGAUAAAAAUAAUUCGUUCAUAAUAAGAAAUGUUAAUCUGGCAUUUAGUAAUUGUUCAUUAACAGACGAAGAAAAGUGUGAGUUGGAAAAAUUGAUCCAAUUAGACGACGAAGAUGAUAUUCAACAAUGCAGCAAUCCUUUCAAUAUAUUCUCUAAUAAAGAUGAAGAUAUUAUGAAGUUGAAAGAUAUCGAUGAAGAAUUGAAAAAAGUUCAGUUAGAUAAGCAAAAUACAGAAAAAAAUAAAAAAGAUCAUCAAAGUGAAAAUCUAGUAGAAGAAUUUGAAAGAUUAAACGAUUUUAGAUUGGAGCAACGAUUGAAGGUAUUAGAAUCAAAACUGAAAGCUCUACGUGAAAUCGAAGACAAUGAUGAACGCAAUAAAAAAAUUGAUGUACAAAUAGGUGAAGAUGAAACUACUAUUUCCGAAAAUGAUAUUGAAACAGAUACAGAAAAUUCAAAAAAUGAUGUUCAACGAAACGCAGAUGAUGAUGGUCAAAACAUAGAGUGA
Messenger RNA from Diorhabda carinulata, 1044 nucleotides. RefSeq lists its product as uncharacterized. The record is from RefSeq and is a predicted model, not a curated record. Bases 1 to 1044 code for a protein of 347 amino acids. Lineage: Eukaryota; Metazoa; Arthropoda; Insecta; Coleoptera; Chrysomelidae. The transcript has a single exon.